This is a messenger RNA of Postia placenta MAD-698-R-SB12, 3810 nucleotides long. RefSeq lists its product as hypothetical. Gene Ontology annotation, biological process: regulation of gene expression. The record is from RefSeq and is a predicted model, not a curated record. Gene Ontology annotation, molecular function: mRNA binding. NCBI's taxonomy places the organism in Eukaryota, Fungi, Basidiomycota, Agaricomycetes, Polyporales, Adustoporiaceae. The transcript is spliced from 15 exons. Gene Ontology annotation, cellular component: nucleus; cytoplasm. The coding region runs from base 1 to 3633 and encodes 1210 amino acids.
AUGUCUGAAUCCCUCACUGCUGCCGAACUCCAGAAGAAACAUGGGAUUGAGGAUGCCCAGGAAUUCAAUGGCACUCCUCUGGCUGCGGUGAGCCCGGCUCCAGCCAACGGUCACCUCGACACUGGUUCCCAGGAGGCUUUCCCGUCUCUUGCGCCGUCUCCGGUUUCUCAGUCUGCCAACAAGCCUGCAGGCUCGGCCUGGGGCUCCUCAGCUGGUCCUCGCAUUCGCCCUGCGGUCACGAAGCAGAUUAUGUUCUCGGACUCCUUCAUUCUGAGCUCUUCGGACAUUGCAACCGCUGGCAGGGAUGGCAAGCCCAUAUCUCUCGGUCAGGUUAUGAAACAGGUCAUGGUGCAACAUAAAGUCAAAAUCGAGGCCUCUACGAACCAGAAGUCGCGUCAAACCACGUUCUUCCUCAAGGCCGAGUACCAGAAGGAUCUUGACAAGGCCAAGCGCAGUCUGCUAGCACUUUUGAGCCCUGUUUCACUCUGCUUCGAACACGCGAAGAACUAUCCAAAGCGAUGUACGCAUACUCAUGAGCGGUACGGGCUCUGCCUGCCGGUGCUUAGCAUAGUCUCUUUGGUUUUGCAAGCUCCAGUGUCUACUAUCCCGAGCCUUGUUGGUGCCAAAGGUGCAAACCUCAUCAGGGUGCGAGAGCAGACCGGUGUGAGGAUCGACAUUCCGCGGCGCGACACUCUGCCUGCUGUCAACGGGAAUGCACAGGCCAUGCUGAAAGAAACCAUCGCGGAGAGGCGUUCCAGCUCCACGCAGCGUGUCCGCGAUAUCCCCGCACACAUCCUGCCGUUCUUGAUCCCGCUCCGUGCCUCGUUCAUGGCAGCGGACGGUAAUGAUGUGCAGCUCGUGCUUAACAAGGACACGGGGGAGAUUGCGGUCACCGGAGAACACGACGCGGUUGGUCGCGUUGCGGAAAAGAUACGUUCUGCCAUGGCGUACUUCACGGGUGAAGUCUCUCAGCUCAAGCUGACGCUGCCCAAGCGCCAGCACCGGCUGCUGACCGGCAGCGGUGCGGACGAGGUGAUGGCAAAAAGCAAGUGUGCGGUGCUCAUUCCAAAGCCCGAGGAAGCGAGCGAGGAGAUCGUUGUAUGGGGGAAGCAGGGGGAGCUGGCGGGAGGUGUGCAGGCGGUCAUGGAGAAGGCAAACUCGGCGUACAUUCACGAGUUCCCUCUCCCCGGUCCCAUCGCGACCUCACGCCAGCUGCUCACAUACAUCACGCGCGUUGAUUUCGCCCAGACCCUCAGUGAUGCGAACCCUGGCGUCUCGGUGUACACCCCGCCGCUAUCUGCCAUGGACAAGGCCACGGUUCUGAACGUGGACAUGGUCGGCGACAAGCCUGCGGUGGAUGCAGCUGUUAGCCAGUUCUCAGCGCUCAUCGGAAAGCUCAUCGGGGCCACGAAGGACGUUCAGAUCGACUGGCUGGUACAGCCGAUCAUCAACUCGCACAAGAAUGCUGAGAAGAUCAAGGCAUUCCAUGAGGUGCACAAUGUCCUGGUGUUCUUCCCGCCCGAAUCUGCAGAGCUAUCUUCAGUGCUCCUGGUUUAUGACCCCACCUCCCCCUCUGCGUCCCCUUCUCCAGUGGAUAAGGCGAAGAGCCUUGAGGAUGUAGAGCAGGAUCUGCUAAAGCUGGCUCGUGACGCCGCCGAUGUCAAGACAGAGACCAUCACGGUGGAGAAGAAGUGGCAUGAGGCUGUCAUUGGCAGAGGCGGGACUACCCUGAACGCGAUCAUCGGCGAGGACAAGACGCUCUCGAUCAAGUUCGGAGCCGAGGUAAGCGAUGCGUCGACAGAGGAUGUCAUCCGCGUUCGCGGCAUACGUGGGGAUGUGGAUCGUGCUGUCAAGGCAAUCCUCAAGAUCGUCGAGGAUGCCAAGAACGAUGAGAUUGAGAGCAGCUAUUCAACCGAGUUUGCUAUCGACAAGGAGUUCGUUGGUCGAAUUGUUGGAGCGGGCGGCGCUGGCGUCAACAAAAUACGGGACUUACUUGGGGUCAAGAUCGACUUUGCGGACGACGUGGACGAUAAGGAGAAGGAAGUCAGUAAGAAAAAAAAGGCUGUCCACGCGAAAUCCCGCGUCACGAUCGUCGGUCGCAAGGAAAAUGUCGAAGAAGCCAAGAGACGUAUCACCAAUACCGCCGACCGGCUUGCCGACGAAACCUCUGAAGUACUUAAGAUUCCGCACAAGUACCAUGCAGGCCUGAUUGGUCCCAGUGGCAAAGAGCCUUUGAAACCCGAUGAAGUCCUAGUCAAGGGCGGCAAGAAGGGUGUUGCAAAUGCUAAGUCUGAGCUGGCUGAUGCCGUCGAAUUCGAGAAGGAAUCGAACCAUGAAAUCAAAUUCACGGUUCCUUCACGAGCUGUCGCACGCAUCCUGGGCAAGUCCGGUGCGACCAUCAAUGAAAUUAAGGACCGGACGGGCGUACAGAUCGAUGUCGACAGGGUGAUAGAUGACAAAGAGACCAACAUCACCGUCCGUGGGACAAAAACAGCCAUUGCGGACGCGAAGGAGGCGAUCUUGGAAAUCUCUGACCAGGUCGGCGAGGAGACAACUGAUUCUCUCAACAUUGAGAGCCGAUUCCACCGUACGAUCAUUGGUGCCGGUGGUCAAGGUCUGAAGGAGCUCAUCAUUCGUUGCGGCGGUCCUACCGACUCCAAAACCCAGGCGGGCCUAGUCAGAUUCCCUCGUCAAGGCGAGCCAUCUGACGAGGUCCGCCUACGCGGUGAGCCUAAGUUAGUCGCGAAGCUCAAGGCCGAACUUGAGACGACAGUCGCCGCUCUCCGCGACCGCGUCGUGCUAGCUGUCGAGGUUCCUGCUGCCCAGCACCGUACGCUCAUCGGCAGGGGCGGACAGCAUUUGAACGAACUUCAGAAUCGCACGGGUGCACAGGUGCAGUUCCCCGGCUCUCGGUCAUAUCACCCAAUUGGCGAGGCCGCGAACGCGUCAGAUCUGGAAGGUGUUGAUCCUGCUGACAUCGUGAAAGUGGUUGGACCACGGGCAGCGUGCCUGAAAGCUGUAGAGGAGCUCAAGACUCAGAUCAAGCCACCGGCACCAGAGGCUGUGACCGGUACAAUGACUGUGCCUCUCAAGUAUCACCAUGCUGUAACUCAGCAGGGCAACCUCUUCAGGACGCUGCGUUUCAUGGGCACACAGACCGAGCUAUCGAGGAUGCCCUCGAAGCCUGCUGUGCCGCCUCAUCCUCAGGCCGGACCCACGGAAGCUCGUAUUGAUGACGCGGAUGAUGCUGCCGGUCAUCCUGAGGUGCAGUGGCAGGUCGUUCCUAACUAUCAGGAUGCCGAGGAAGGGGAGGCAGAGUGGACCUUCAAGGCUCGUGACCAGGAGAGUCUGGACAAGGCUCUCAAGCUAACGCAGGACGCCAUCGAGCACGCAGAAACGAUGUCGCACGUGGGCUUCUUGACGCUCCCCGAUCGUUCGUCUUUCCCAAGAAUCGUUGGAGGAAAGGGUUCCAAUGUUGCUCGACUGCGCAACGAGACGGGAGCUGAUAUCACUGUGAGCCGCGAAGAUACCACGAUCACGAUCAUAGGAUCUGAGAGUGCUAUUGAAGCGGCUAAGGAGGCUAUCCUCAAAACCGCAACGAAUAACCGCCCUCGAGGUCGUCGCGAUGCUUAAAAACAUUAUAUGCUCGUCUCCUUGAGCUCUCAUAGGUCUAUGUUGGAGGUCAUCUCACACGCUAGCUUUCGGAUAUACCACAGUCGUCGCGCAUCGCUAUAUAGCACAAGUAAUCGUAAUUGAAGCAAAUGCAAAUAUACAGCAUGUAUCACAGCAAUGCAUGUUGAGUCCCAUGAA